Messenger RNA from Carassius carassius (crucian carp), 1930 nucleotides. Its product is annotated as mRNA decay activator protein ZFP36L2-A-like. The transcript has 2 exons. Bases 183 to 1313 code for a protein of 376 amino acids. The record is from RefSeq and is a predicted model, not a curated record. NCBI's taxonomy places the organism in Eukaryota, Metazoa, Chordata, Actinopteri, Cypriniformes, Cyprinidae. Gene Ontology annotation, molecular function: metal ion binding; mRNA binding.
AUACACAUGUGCAAACUUUGCCCAUGUACGACACUCCUCAAAACCUGUGGGGCUCAACUUCAGCGCCUUUCCGACUCCGUUUGAAGAGGCAAACUCCGUUCAGCCGGGGAUUUCUCUGAGCACACGAGGAUCCUUCUCGGUCCGAAAACUUUUCCCCCCUAAGCUGGGAGUCACUAUAGAAAAUGUCUGCUUCGGUGCUGUCUUCCAUGUAUGAUUUCGACAGGGAAAAAGUCCCAAAUUCAAAUGCAGUCUAUUUCCACAAUAUGCUGGAAAAGAGGAAUGUUGGGGUCCCAUUCGCUGCUUCCAAUACCAACAGCAACAGGUCUUUUGAUCAUUUCAGGAGUAACUCCACAAACCACAUGGACUUCAACAUGAGCAACAGGCUCCAGAUCGGUUUCGAGAGCUCGACACCAGGCUUCAUGAAUAAAGAAAACAAGUACAGAGACCGUGCGUUCAGUGACACAGGAGUACGCAGUCAACAACUUCAGGAAAUCCUUCAACAAAAGCCUGGCUCUCAGAUCAACUUGACCCGCUACAAAACCGAACUUUGCAGGCCUUUUGAGGAAAAUGGCUCGUGCAAGUAUGGGGAAAAGUGUCAGUUCGCUCAUGGCUAUCACGAACUGAGAAACCUGUCCCGCCACCCAAAGUACAAGACCGAGCCAUGCCGCACAUUCCACACUAUAGGUUUCUGUCCAUACGGCCCCCGCUGCCACUUCAUUCACAACGCGGAUGAGCGAAGAGCUGCUAUGAGUAACUCUCAACUAAGGAUCAGCAGGGAGAUUGGUGUCCUGGAAGAGAAGCAAUCAUCAAACUCAUUCCUGAGACUGAGGGAAAGACCAAAGCUACACCACAGCCUGAGCUUUUCUGGCUUCUCCAGCUCCUGCAGCAAUGAGUCUGCUUUGAUUGACAGCCCAACAUCACGCACGCCCCCACCGCCCACCUGCACACUCACUCCCAGCUCACCCUUUCUGAAUGCGUUCACUUUCCCCGAUCAGGAUCUUAAGGCUUUUCUUGCACCCAUCAUCCCUCAGACCCAAAGUCAGAGCAGCGGUGGCUUGUAUGGUAACAUCCAGACCAGCGCUUGCCCCCCAUCACCGCCUUUCAAAAUGAGCCAAUGUCCCUCCAUGCAUCCACUCUCAGAGUCUCCAGUGUUCGAUUCUCCACCAAGCCCGCCGGAUUCCCUCUCUGAUCCUGAGGGAUACCUGAGUGGCUCUUGCUGUUCCUCUGGCACAAUCAGCGGCUCGGAGUCGCCCAGUAUGGAUGCAAAUAGACGUUUGCCAAUCUUCAGCAGGCUGUCGAUUUCAGACGAUUGACUUGGUGUUAUUGUUAGCCUUUUAUCCAAGUAGUGCCAACAUGAGUUUCAGGUCAAAUAUCAAUCUCAGCCAUUGGUUCUCUCUGAGUGUUUGUCUCAUGAUUGAGAUCUGAUUAUAUUAUUUUUUUCUUUCUCAUUUUCCCUUGUAAUGACAAACCAAGAUGAUGGCUUCAACAGUCUGGAAAAAGGCCUAUUUAGAAGUAACUAUCUUGGGGAAACAUUCCAUAAGUUUGGAAAGCAUGUGAGAGCACAAGAACUGGGACUCAUAAGUUGGUCAUGGAAUGUCACUGCAGAUUUUUUUUUUUUUAAUUGUGUGGUAUAGCUGCAUUUUGCAUCAUGCUUCGAAAUCUAUUUAACUUAUUUAUUGUCAUGUGCAAGUACAGCGUUCAAGGAUAAAUUGAGUCCAUAUGGUAUUUAUCUAAUCUAAAGCAAUACACUUAUUUACCCGUUUAAAUUGUGAUCGUCAAUAUUAAUCUGGAAACCGUUGAGUUUGUCUCAAUAUAUUUUUGUUAACUCAUUUAUUUUAGUGUAAAUAGGUAAAUAACUUAAGAUUGUAUGCUAUUUAUUUAAAUUUGUUUACACUGUGUCUGUGUGUGUAUAUUAAAAACUGGGAGCGUC